Papaver somniferum (opium poppy) is the source of this 2127-nucleotide messenger RNA. RefSeq lists its product as uncharacterized. The transcript is spliced from 6 exons. The record is from RefSeq and is a predicted model, not a curated record. Lineage: Eukaryota; Viridiplantae; Streptophyta; Magnoliopsida; Ranunculales; Papaveraceae. The coding region runs from base 1 to 2127 and encodes 708 amino acids.
AUGGUAGAGAUUCAAUCUUGUUCCGUUAAUGUUAACAUAGUUAAUCAAUCCAGUAGUACUACAUUAUGUGCUAGAAACAUAAGUUGUAGUUCUUUAGCGUUUUCUUCUGAUCCAUUAGAGUGUGCAGAAAAAGAAAGUGGUAAUGUUUUGGCUGAGGUUUCUGCUCAGCUAGAGCAGGAACGUCAGAAAAAUGCCGAGCUUAUGGAGAGGAUAUCCUUACUGGAAGCUCUAUUACAAGAUAGAGCUACAACAAAUGAACAAGAUCAUAGGGACCAUGCUGCAGCAGACAGAAGUUUGAAGGAGUUAAAGAGGCAAAAGAUAGAACCAGACAAAAGUGAGGCUACAAAUGUGGAUUUUCCGCAAUGUUCCGAAAUGCUUAUGGAGAUUAAUAAUGGUAGUGCGCAGUGCAUGACUCUGGAAAUGUCAGAUCAACAAGACCGUGUCGUCAACUGGAUGAGCAUGGAUGACUCCCAGUUUCUUAAUUUGGAGAGUGUUAAAGAUGUUGAUUGUGUUGCGGAUUGUGAAGUUGAUACAGAUGACACUGAUGAUGAUGACUUUGAGGACGAAGAUGAAACUGCUAUUGAUGAUAAAGAUGUAGAAAAUGAUGAAAACUCUCAAGUUCCUGAUACAUCGAAAGACCAUUUCAAUGAGGGUGUUACUGAGAGUGGAAAACAUAUAGAAUUCUUGGAAACAGCUCAUGAUAGUCAUGGUGAAGUGAAAGUGCAAGUAAAUGAGACUAACAAAACGGAAAUCAGAAAACAAAGGAGGAAAGAAUGCAGAAAAACUGUUAAAGGAAUUAGCAAACCGCAGUUAGAGAUUCAUAAUUGCAUACAAGAGACUGGACAUAAAGGAUUUGGAAGCAUGUCAUCAAACAAUAAACCCCUAAAGGUCCCAUUUUGCCCGAAGGAAGUCAAGAAAAUUAUAGAAUCCGAGGCGCUCUCAUCAAAGAAUGCUCAAUCCCAUACGAUACGAAAGAUCAUUGUGUUUGCUUCUCUCGGUAUUCGCCAUGGAUGUGAGGAUAUGUAUGACUUAAAUUUCAGUCACUUUAGCAUACUGCACAAGGGAGAGCCAUAUGUGUCUCCAAAAAGUCCAGGGGAGCAUGUUCUAUAUGAAAAUCCUGGAGUUCGGAGGAAAGUCUUCUAUCCAAAUCGGCAGAAUGCAACACUAUGCCCUAUUCAAAUAAUUGAAGAGGAGAAAGCUAUGCGUCCGUCUGACAUGAGCUGCCCAUCAUGCUUAUUUUUGUGCAUCAAAUAUGGUGGAAGGACUAGAAAUCUUCCUCAAAACGAAUAUGUCAGGCAGCGUAUGGGAAGAAAUAAGCUGAAAUCUUUUGGACCACUGAUGUGUCAGAUGGCAAUGUUGGUGCAUGUUCGUAGCGGGAGCUUCUUUUUCAAGGCUUUGGGCAUUACACUUCUAUUUAUGGCUGGUUUUCCAGAUGAAAUUGUUCAAAGGGAGACCAAGUACCGUAACUUGGACUUGCUUCAAAAAUAUUAUAGGAAAGAUGAAAAUGCUGAAGGAGAGGAGUUGUUUCAUCUGUAUCCAAUAGUCUACGAAGCUACUAGUCCAAAUCCACAACAAUUACAUGGGAAGGCAACCAAAUCAAGUGCUAAGAAGCAAGCCGGUUUGACAAGUAAAUCUCAAAAUACGCCGAGAGCCUUGAGCAUACCCUCUGUUCCUUCAAGCUCUGUACCUUCACAAUUCGGACUUAUGGGAUACACCACUCUUCAAAAUCAUGCAUUGGCAUCAUUUCAAGGCAUACCAUCUCACACUCAAACAGAUACUCCACCAAUAUCAAAUGUCCAAAUUGCAGGUUCUGGUCCUAACAUCUCUUACCAUACUGGUCAAACACCAUCCCCUUUUCCGAUAAUUCCAGGCCACCCAUCAAACUCAUUCAUGCCGAUGAUGUAUUGGCCACACCUAAAUGCAUUUCAAUCUUGUCCCUUUCCAUCCUCAUAUGGAUACCGAUCCUUUCCUCAUUCGUCUAAUUACAUGACUCUUCCUCAACCUUUUUAUGGACACCCUUUCAUGACUCACACAUUGGAAAGAACUGAGAAGAAAGAUUCAGCACUCCUGGUGGAAACUAAGAGUAAUUCUGACAGUUCAAGCAGUAUUGAAUCGAAGGAAGCUUAA